Adineta ricciae is the source of this 2256-nucleotide messenger RNA. The record is from the annotation of a GenBank genome assembly. NCBI's taxonomy places the organism in Eukaryota, Metazoa, Rotifera, Eurotatoria, Adinetida, Adinetidae.
AUGAAUCAAUCAAAAGAAUUAGCUGUCAGUGUUCAAAAUGGUUGUAAAAAUUACGGACCUUUUUGGAAUUCUACACGUGUUUUACACGAUAUUACACUUAACGUUCCCGUUGGAAUUAUAUAUGGUUUAUUAGGACCAAGUGGAUGUGGAAAAACAACAUUAUUACGUUGUAUUGUUGGUCGUUUUGAAUUGAAUUCAGGUGAAAUUUUAUUAUUUGGAAAACAUCCUGGAAGUUAUGGACAUGAAAUUCCUGGUCGAUCAGUUGGUUAUAUGCCACAAGAAAAUGCACUUUAUAAGAAUUUUUCUAUUUCGGAAAUGCUUCAUUAUUUCGGUCGUCUUCAUCAUAUGUCGAAAAAGGAAAUUUUAUCUCGAGUAGAAUUUCUCAUUCAUUUUCUUGAUUUACCUUUAAAAACGAGAAAAGUUGCUCAAUUAAGUGGUGGACAACAACGUCGUGUUUCAUUNCUUCAUCAUAUGUCGAAAAAGGAAAUCUCAUCUCGAGUAGAAUUUCUCAUUCAUUUUCUUGAUUUACCUUUAAAAACGAGAAAAGUUGCUCAAUUAAGUGGUGGACAACAACGUCGUGUUUCAUUGGCAUGUGCACUUCUUCAACAACCGAAAUUAUUAAUUCUCGAUGAACCAACUGUUGGAGUUGAUCCUUUACUUAGAGAAAAAAUUUGGACACAUUUGAUUGAAAUUUGUCAAUCAAGUCAAACGACGAUUAUUAUCACAACUCAUAAUACUGAAGAAGCAAGAAAAGCCAAUCGAGUUGGAUUGAUGAGAAGUGGAAGAAUGUUGGCAGAAGAUGAACCAUUGAAACUUUUAAAUCAAUUUAAUCAAAUAAGUUUAGAAAAUGUUUUUCUUCAUUUGUGUUUUAAUGAUCAAAAUCGAAUUGAAAGAGAAAAUCUUCCAAUUUCAUUCGCAAAUCCUUUAACAACAGAAGUUAAUACAGAGAAUUUUCUUCCAAUGAAUACAAAUCAAAUCAAAAAAAAUUCCAAACCAAAAAAAAUUCUUCGAGAUUAUUUUGUUUUUCCCAAAUUACAUAAAAUUCUCGCAUUGAUUAUCAAAGAUUUAACAGUUAUCAAAACAACUAUCGGAUUUUUAUUUUUUCAAUUUUUAAUUCCUGUUAUUCAAGUUUCGUUGUUUUGUCUUUGUAUUGGACGUGAUCCAAAAGCUCUUCCAUUGGCACUUUUUAACAACGAAUCUCUCAACAAUUUCCCCACGGGAAAUGAGAGUUUACAACUUUUAAGUCAAAUCAAUUCUGAUCAAAUUCAUUUUAAUUCGUUUAAUAAUUUUGAUCAAGCAUUGGAUUCGGUAAAACAAGGUCGAUAUUGGGGUUUAGCUGAAAUUCGAACGAAUUUUAGUGAAGCGAUCAAAGACAAAUUUUUCAAAUUUCAAACUGAUCCAUUAACAUUAAAUACAUCAUCAAUUCAUUUACAUCUCGAUAUGACAAAUCAACAAGUGACAUUUGUAAUGCAAAAUGUGAUUUUAAAUGGAACAGAAAUGUUUUUAAAACGAUUUUUAUCUGAAUAUGGCUUUGAUCCUUCGAUUGUUAAUCCACCUGUAAUUAUUGAAAAUCCCAUUUAUGGAAGUUUAACUCCGAAAUUUUUGAAUUUCGCGGCACCGGGAAUGAUGAUAUCGAUCAUAUAUUUUUUAGCAAUUGGUUUAACAGCUCUAAUAUUUGUUGUUGAGAAAAAAGAAGGUUUGUUAGAACGAAGUUGGAUCGCUGGUGUAACUAUCAUUGAAAUUAUGUUUUCACAUAUCAUUGUCAAGUUUUUUAUUCAAAUUAUUCAAGUUGUACUUUUAAUUGUUUUUGCACAUUUCAUCUUCGAAGUGGAAUUUAAAGGAUCAUUAUUAUUAUCAAUGGCUUUGAUUUUUCUUCAGGGAAUUUGUGGAAUGACUUAUGGUUAUAUUCAAAGACGUGAAAAUUUAUAUUUCAUUUUUCUAUUUGUUUUUUUUAAAGGUUUAUUGAUCUCUUCAUUCUGUGAAAAUGAAAUGCAAGUUAUGGAAGUUGCCAUGGGAAGUGUUUUUCCCAUGUUACUCAGUUCAGGAAUUCUUUGGCCAGUCGAAGGAAUGCCUUCAGUUAUGCGUUUUCUCAGUCACUUUACACCAUUAACAUAUCCUGUUGAAGCGAUUCGAUGUAUCGCAGCACGAGGUUGGUCAUUUGUUUAUUACAAAGUUUGGCUUGGUUUUCUCAUAACAAGUUCCUGGAGUUUAGCAUUUUUCAUUAUCGCUGCUAUUUUACUCGCGUUGAAAAAAUAA